CCGCGGCCCGCCUCGCCGCCCGUGGUCAAGCUGGAGGUCUUCUACAACUCCGAGUACAGCAUGCCCUCCACCCACGCCAUGUCCGGCACCGCCAUCCCCAUCGUCUUGGUCCUCCUCACCUAUGGCCGCUGGCAGGUACUAUCAACACUUGACUUAAUGAAGAGGGUCAAAUUAUGUCAAGGCUUUCAGUGUGGUUGACUGCGAUAGCGAAGGUGGAGGCCAUUGUUUGUGGAGCUUUGGAAGCAUUUACAUUCAGAAGGAGGCGAAGGGACUGGAAGAAGACUGGGAUGAAAGAGAACCAAAGGACUGUGGUGUUUGGUUUCAAGAUGGGGGAGAGGGGCGGAGUCAACGUUUUCCAAUGCAGAUAUUUACUACCCUUAGAUGCCACUCCUAUUAUGGAGAAGAUUGAAGAGCAAUUUGCUAAUCUGAACAUUGUUAAACGUUCCUCAGGAACUGAAGAGCCUACUUAUCUGCUUGACAUAGACACAUCCAAGACUGUACCAGCAGAAAAAGGAAGCUUGGUUGCUGUUUUAUGUUCUAAUGGGUUAAUCAGAAUAUAUGAUAAAGAAAGGUUAAACAUAGUACGAGAAUUUAGCGGACAUCCUGGACAUCUUAAUGGCGUCAAAUUUGCAAAUUCUUGUGACAUUGUAUAUUCGUCAUGUACCGAUAGCACAAUAAAAUGUUGGGAUGCUCGAUUAACCAGUGAAAAACCUGUCCAGCUUUUCAAGGGUUAUCCUUCCAAUAUAUUUAUCAGUUUUGAUAUCAGCUGUAAUGAUCAUGUCAUUUGUGCUGGUACAGAAAAAGUUGAUGAUGAUGCAUUGUUGGUAUUUUGGGAUGCAAGAAUUAAUUCUCAAGAUGUGUCUACCACUAAAGACCCACUUGGUGCAUACUCAGAAACACAUAGUGAUGAUAUCACUCAAGUAUGUUUCCAUCCCAGCAAUCCCAACAUGGUAGUCUCAGGUUCCACAGAUGGCUUGGUAAAUGUAUUUGAUAUUAGUGCUGAUAAUGAAGAAGAUGCACUGGUUACAACUUGUAACUCAGUUUCAUCAGUUAGCUAUAUUGGUUGGUCUGGGAAAGAUUAUAAACAGAUAUACUGCAUGACACAUGAUGAAGGAUUUUAUUGGUGGGAUCUUAAUCAUCUGGAUACUGAUGAACCAAUUACAUGUUUGAGCAUCCAGGAUGUCAGAGAAGUAAUGAAUUUGAAAGGAGGUGUUUUGGACUAUUUGAUUGGUGGCCUAUAUCAUGAAAAGAUGGACAAAUUAUUUAUUGUUGGAGGAACAAACACAGGAGUUAUUCACUUAAUGAGCUGUACUACAUCAGGAUUGAGCCAUGUGACCAGCCUUCAGGGAGGGCAUGCUGCUACAGUCCGCUCUUUCUUUUGGAAUAUGCAGGAUGAUUCUCUGCUGACUGGAGGAGAAGAUGCACAGUUGUUACUUUGGAAACCAGGAGCAAUAGAGAAGAAAUUUACAAAGAAAGACAACAUGAAAAUAGCAUCCUCUGUGCACCAGCGAGUUCGAACUCACAGUAACGAUUCUUACAAGAGAAGGAAAAAGCAGUGAUAUUACAUUGUGAGUUUACUUGUUAGAUUUUAUAGUUGCAAAUAAUUAUUUUUGUGUACUACCUGUGGAAGACAUGUUUAAAGUUCAUAUGUAAAAACAAGCCAGUUAGCAAACAGUUCUGGAAAAAUGUUGAGAAUGGUUUAAUUCAAUCUUCAUGUAUUCUAAAAUUAUUUUUUAAAGGCACCAGUUGACUAUGUAAUCAGUGAAUUGAAAGUAAAAUUACUUUCCUCAUUUCUAAAACCCAUCUGUUGAGUUAGUAAAUGUUGGGUUUUAAAAAAUAGCUUUGAUAAGGACUUUUUAGAAGUAGAUGGCUGGUGUGACUUAAAAAAACAGGUGGUUUGGGCUGUUUUUUUAAGCUCAAUUUUUUACAUUUUAAAUCUUUAUUAUUUACAAAACAAAUGAGACUUUUCUUCAUUUGAGUAGCUCCUACUUGCCUAAUACACAAAGGUUACCUUGGAGUAUUUAAUAUAAAUUUUCUAAUGAGUCUAAAUAGAAAUAAAAUGAUUUGAUAUCUAUUUAAUGAAAAUGCUUAGUAAAUAUUUGCAUCUGUACUUAAAUAUUGUAGGUUAAACAGUGACAGGUAUUUCACUGAUGAAAAGGAAAUUAUUUUGUAAAAUUCAUUUUGAGACUCAAAGCGAAUCUACAAAAAUAAAAGUAUGAUAGCAAAAUGGCUUUUUAUUUCAAAAUACCCUAAUAUUUUGUGAUAAAAUUUUCUUCCAUAGUGUUUCAUUCAUAAUUUUAAACCUGAAUUUUUGUUUGCUGCUGAUGAAAGAAUCUUCAUUAUAAAGUUAAUUUAUAUAAAGGUUUGCUAUCUCUUACUAUGCUUAAUUAAAAAUAAAAAUAUCUUUAUAGAUUAAAUUAUUUGCAACAGUAUUUUUAGAAUAUUUUAUUUUUUGCAUUAGAAAUAUUGUCAUGAGAAAUACAAAUGUUGCCUGGCUCAGUGGUUGAGCGUCGACCUAUGAACCAGGAGGUCCCUGAUUCCUGGUCAGGGCACAUGCCCAAAAUCAAAACAAAAAGCUUUAAAAGGGGAAGGGAUUAUUAAAAUGAAGUAAUACCAGAGGCUAUUCCAGAACCUCACUCUUCAGAUUGAAAGGCCCAAUAGAGUGUCAAGUGUAAUGAAUGAAAAAACCCACACCAAGGCAUAGCACUAUGAAGUUUCAGAACUGUAAAAAUAAAGAGAAAACCUUGAAAGUUUCCAAAGAGUGGGGAAAAACAAUCACCUAGGAACAAGAAUAAUGUUAGACACCUUAUUAGCAAAUCAGGAUGACAAUGAUGGAUCAAGGCCUUUAAAGUUCUGAGGACAAAUUCCUGCUACCUGAACUUAUUACACUCUGCAAACUCAUGAGCAAGUAAAUUAUAAUAAACUAGAGGCCCGAUGCACAAAAAUCAUGCAAGAGCAGGCCUUCCUUCCCCCGGCUGCCCGCACCGGGCGUCUCUCUGGCACCCGGGACCCGGGCUUCCCUCGCAGCCCCAGCUUCGUCCGGAAGGACAUCUAGUCUAAUUAGCAUAUUACACUUUUAUUUUAGAUUUUGAAACAUCCCUUGCUAAGUGAACAUUUCCUACUUAUUCUCAAAUUCAGGAGCUGAAUUUAUUUGGACUAAAUUUUUAUCAGAGUAUCCAUUGCUCAUCAAACUCAUUGGCUGAACUGGAGAUUGGGGUUUUGGGAGGUAUUUGCUUUUCCAAUCUAUAAUUCUGUGGUCAAAGUGUCCUCAAGUGUGAAGUUAAAUAAUUGCAGCCAUACAAAACUUCAAACUUUUUAUACAGCUUUUUUUAAAAAAAAUAUAUUACUGAUUUCAGAGAAGAAGGGAGAGUGAGAAAGAGAUAGAAACAUCAAUGAUGUGAGAGAAGCAUUGAUUGGUUGCCUCUUGCACGCCCCACACUGGGAUCAAGCCUGCAACCCCAGGCAUGUGCAGGGCAUUAUUGAGCAUUAUAAUGUUAUGGAGUUGGAGAUAACCUGGAUAUCCAUGCAUGGGCGAUAGGUUAGGUAAAAAUGUGGUGGAUGUACACAAUUCGUAUUCUGCAGUAGUUACUUACAAACCAUAGAGGUCCACUUUUUAAAAAAAUAUAUAUUUUAUUGGUUUUUUUACAGAGGGGAAGGGAGAGGGAUAGAGAGUUAGAAACAUCAAUCAGCUGCUUCCUGCACACCCCUCACUGGAGAUAUAGGUGCAACCAAGGUACAUGCCCUUGACCGGAAUCGAACCUGGGACUUUUCAGUCCGCAGGCCGGCGCUCUAUCCACUGAGCCAAACCGGUUAGGGCCACAGAGGUCCAUUUUAACCAUAUGGCUUGAUCAUGAAAAAACAGUGCCCAAUGAAAACAGUGAGAAACAGAAUGCAUGUGUGGGGAAAGCCAUUUAUAUAAAUUUAAAAUAUACAAAAAUUCAUUUUGCAAGAAUGUGCAAUUAUACAUAUUAAUCACCAUAGAGUUGUUGCCUGGUAUGGGGGAAGAAGGGAAUGGAAGUGGGUUUAGAAAUAAAAGGAAGAGAGGAUGAGAGGGAGGAGAGAAAGAGAAGACAUGACAAAAAUUUCAAUAAGAAAAAAUCAUUUUGAUAGGAUAGUAUAACUUGGAGAAUUUGAGAACUAAUAAUAGAAACAUGCAAAGGAAAGGGGGUGGGGAAUAAUUUUUUAACUCCAAGGGGUAAAGAAUUGUAUAAGAAAUGUAAGCACAGUAUGUAUUUUAUCAAAAGUUGUAAAACUGUAUUGCAAGCAGGGAAAGGAAAGGUUGUGCACAUGCGUAAUUUUCAUCUUCCAUAGUAUAAAGUGAGCAUUCUUUCUAUGGAUAAAUCAAGAACAUAGCAAUAUAAGCAUGUUAUUUAAAAGCAUCUAAGUAAAUCACCUGGAAAAAUAGCUAAGAAUUAAAAGUGGUCCUCCUCCCCCCUCACUACCCCUCUCCCAGAAGAUAGAAAGGCGGAAGAGGAGGAGGAUGGGGGACUGCUGUUGUUAUUGUUCUUUGACCUUUUGGUAGAAUACAACCUGUGGUAGAGUAUCAGGGUACUUUGGUUGCAAAUAACAGCUCAAUUCAAAUGAACCAAAUGAGGAACAUAUUACCUCACAGAAGUUCAGAAGCGUUUCUAGGGUUUGAUUGUUAACAAGAAUGCAAAUUCUUGCCAGUUUUCUGCUCUGCCAAUCUUUAUCUUGUCAGCUUCAAGUUCACAAGAUAACUGCAAUCAGCCAGUGAUCAUAUUCACACUCAGCAAAGUACAGGGGAAAAGGGACUUUUUCUUUGCUUGUGCCUCUGCGUAAAAUAGUCAUGAGCAAGAAAAAUUCGAUCACUACCAACUGGCCCAAUCAUGAUUCACUGCCUGUGGGGCUGAAGAUAACAUACACUCCCCUGAAGCACAUGGUUUCAGAGCAGGGUACAAAAAGUAGGUUGGGUUGAUGAAUAGUUGUUCUACAGGUACUACUUGAUUUCAGUUACGUGUAUAUGUUACUUCAAAAUAUAUCUCAUUUUGCCCAGCUGGUGUGACUCAGUGGUUGAGCAUUGACCUAUGAACCAGGAGGUCAUGAUCAGGGCACAUGCCCGGGUCCCAGGUUGCGGGCUCGAUCCCCAGUGGGGAGCAUGUAGG
This is a messenger RNA of Myotis myotis, 5123 nucleotides long. It is a transcript of the gene WDR89, whose product is annotated as WD repeat domain 89. The coding region runs from base 174 to 1559 and encodes 461 amino acids. Gene Ontology annotation, molecular function: protein binding. Lineage: Eukaryota; Metazoa; Chordata; Mammalia; Chiroptera; Vespertilionidae. The transcript is spliced from 3 exons. The record is from RefSeq and is a predicted model, not a curated record.